This is a messenger RNA of Suillus clintonianus, 835 nucleotides long. RefSeq names its product V-ATPase proteolipid subunit C-like domain-containing protein. The record is from RefSeq and is a predicted model, not a curated record. Gene Ontology annotation, molecular function: proton-transporting ATPase activity, rotational mechanism. NCBI's taxonomy places the organism in Eukaryota, Fungi, Basidiomycota, Agaricomycetes, Boletales, Suillaceae. Gene Ontology annotation, biological process: proton transmembrane transport. Gene Ontology annotation, cellular component: proton-transporting V-type ATPase, V0 domain. The transcript has 9 exons. The coding region runs from base 83 to 571 and encodes 162 amino acids.
AUUGGACUCUUACUUACUACUUCGCCAUUCACUAGCGUCGCCAAUUUAGAAGUCUUCAUCCACUCCCUUCAAAGCACAAAUCAUGUCUGACCUUUGUCCCGUCUACGCGCCCUUCUUCGGUGCCAUGGGCUGCACCUGCGCAAUUGUGUUCACCUGUCUCGGUGCAAGUUACGGUACCGCAAAGUCUGGUGUUGGUAUUUCAGCGAUGGGUGUCCUCCGGCCAGACCUCAUGAUGAAGUGUGUUGUCCCGGUUAUCAUGGCUGGUAUUAUCGGUAUCUAUGGCCUGGUGGUGGCUGUCCUUAUUUCCAGUUCACUGUCGGAAUCGAUGCCCCUUGCGCAAGGAUUCAUCGACCUUGGUGCUGGUUUGUCGGUCGGUCUCGCUGGUCUUGCCGCAGGCUUUGCAAUUGGUAUCGUCGGUGAUGCUGGUGUCCGUGGUACUGCACAACAACCAAGACUCUUCGUUGGAAUGAUUUUGAUUCUCAUCUUCGCUGAAGUACUGGGUCUUUAUGGCUUGAUUGUUGCACUCAUCAUGCACACAAAAGCUGGAGAGUUGACAGGACUGUGCAAUUGAAGUUACCCGAAGGACAUGUACUCGGAGUGAAAGAUGACGGACCUCAUUACCUUCGAUAUUGUUUUCCGUCUAAUACAUCCAUGUUUAUGCUUGUGAACCACAUAUUGUCUACUCGAGUGGUGCAUCGUUGUGUGAACGUGCUGCGUUACGGUUAGUUGGUUAAGGGUCAGCGCUUAGUAGGAGUCAGGCCCAGGGACAGUGACCGAAAUACUUACUGUAGCACUUUCUCAUAAUCGCCGACGUGGCGAUCAAUAUUGUUCUCCU